AUGAAAUUCUAUAUGGAUAGUAGUAUUUUUUUGAUACUUGUGUCAUAUAAUACCUUUAUUUCUUCUCCAAAGUCAUCAGAUAAUACGCUUGUAACCUACAAUGAUAACCGCCCAGUAAAAGCCUGUUUUGUAGUUUUAGUUCGAAAUAGUGAAUUAGAUGGUAUCAUGUCAACCAUGGUGCAACUAGAGAAGACGUUUAAUUCAAAAUUCAAUUAUCCUUACGUUUUUUUAAAUGAUGAUUACUUUACUGAGGAAUUUAAAGAAAGAACAUCUGCGUUGACAAGAGCAGAAACAAAGUACGGAAAGGUAGAUCAACAGAUGUGGGGAUAUCCCGAUUAUAUUAACCAAACCUUGGCUGCUGAGAGUCGAGCUGAAAUGGCAAAGAUGAAUGUUCCUUAUGCAGAUAGUGAAUCUUAUAGACAUAUGUGUAGAUUUCAGAGUGGGUUCUUUUUUAGACAUCCUUUAUUAGAUGAAUACGAUUAUUAUUGGAGAAUUGAACCUUAUGUUGAUUAUACCUGUGAUAUUGAUUAUGAUGUGUUCAAAUUUAUGAGAAACAAUAACAAGAAAUAUGGCUUCACCAUUACAUUCACAGAAUUCCCUCAAACAGUCCCUUCAUUAUGGCAGACAGUAAUGAACUUUAAAAGAGAUCAUCCAGAUGUAGUAGCUCAUUGGCCAUCAAAGGAGGAUUCUUUAAUCAAGUUUGUUGCAUCAAAGGAUGAAGAGUCUUAUAAUGGUUGUCAUUUUUGGACUAACUUUGAAAUUGCUUCUCUUGAACUAUGGCGUUCAAAUGAUUAUCUUAAAUUCUUUCAUUAUCUUGAUCAAUCAGGAGGUUUCUUUUAUGAAAGAUGGGGUGAUGCGCCUGUUCAUUCAAUUGCGGCUUCACUUAUGCUUCAUAAAGAUAAAUUUCAUUUCUUUAAUGAUAUUGGUUAUAGACACUCUGCUUAUACUCAUUGUCCUAGUGAACCAGAAUAUCGCGAUAAAUGCUCUUGUGAUCCAAAUAUAAGCUUAGAUUAUAAGGAUCCAAUAUCUUGUCUUUCUGUCUAUGAUGCUGCAUUUUAA
Messenger RNA from Cokeromyces recurvatus, 1059 nucleotides. Its product is annotated as nucleotide-diphospho-sugar transferase. Gene Ontology annotation, molecular function: alpha-1,2-mannosyltransferase activity. Bases 1 to 1059 code for a protein of 352 amino acids. The transcript is spliced from 5 exons. Gene Ontology annotation, cellular component: membrane; Golgi apparatus. Lineage: Eukaryota; Fungi; Mucoromycota; Mucoromycetes; Mucorales; Mucoraceae. Gene Ontology annotation, biological process: protein N-linked glycosylation; cell wall mannoprotein biosynthetic process. The record is from RefSeq and is a predicted model, not a curated record.